CUCUCAGCUGUCUCCUCCAGAGCUCGGGGACUGUCUGGGACUGCCUUAAGACACCUGCGUCCUCAAACCUUAAAGUUAAGUGCGCGCGUAAAAUACCCGGGUAGCCAAAAGCUAAAGUCGCGUAAACUUUACUGUUUCGUUAAGUUUUAUUAAUGUCAGGCAGCGGCAGCAAGUCAGCGACCACCGGUCCUAAGGAUCAGAAGAGGACCGCUGCUGAGAGGACCAGGGACCCCAUUAGGAGGCUCGGGAUUUUGGACAAUGAGGACAUCCGUGUGAUGAUGCAGGGCUGCAGCAUGGUAAAGGUUCGCUCUCUGAGGUGGCAGAAGAACCGCAGCCUGCAGCUGCUGGAGGACGGACUCACCGUGUGGUGUGAGACCAAAAGCUCCCGCAAAGGCAAAUCCCAGCAGACAUUUGCAGUGAUGGAGGUGGACUGUGUGCGCGAAGGCUGCCAGUCGGACGCCCUGCGGCGGCUGUCCGAGACGGUGCAGGAGGACCAGUGCUUCACGGUGAUCUUCAAGGGAUCCAGAAAGAGCCUGGACCUGAAGUGCCCCACCGCUGAGGAGGCCCAGCGCUGGGUGCGAGGCCUCCGCUUCCUGAAGGACCGCGUCGCCAGCAUGACGCAGAAGGAAAAGCUGGACCAUUGGAUUCAUGGUUACCUGAAGCAUGCAGAUGAAAACCAGGACGGUAAGAUGACCUACGACGAGGUCAAACGGUUGCUGCAGAUGAUCAACAUCGACCUGAACGAGCAACACACACGCUGUUUGUUCAAGCGCUGUGACAAAUCCCGCGACGGCCGCCUGGAUCACAACGAGAUUGAAGAGUUCUGCAAGGAGCUCAUGCGGCGACCCGAGCUGGAGAAAGUGUUCAGACACUACUCCAGCAACGGCUCUGUGCUCUCCAUCGCGGAGCUGCGCGACUUCCUGGGAGACCAGCGAGAGGACGCCUCGCUGAAUCACGCUCAAAAUCUCAUUCUCACCUACGAGUUCAACGACUUGGCUCAGAAGAAGAUGGUGAUGACGCAGAACGGUUUCACCAUGUACAUGCUGUCUAUGGAAAAUGACGUGUUUAACCCCGACCACGCCCAGAUCUACCAGGACAUGACCCGCCCCCUGACCCACUACUUCAUCUCCUCGUCCCACAACACCUACCUCACCAAGGACCAGGUCACCAGCGCCAGCAGCACCGAGCCUUACAUCCGGGCUCUGAAUCAGGGAUGCCGAUGUGUGGAGCUGGACUGCUGGGAUGGAGAUAAAGGUGAGCCUGCCAUUUACCACGGCCACACCUUUACCUCCAAGGUUCCCUUUAAGGAGGUCAUUGAAGCCAUCAACCAGUACGCCUUUAAGGCGUCCCCGUAUCCCCUGAUCCUGUCCUUGGAGAACCACUGUUCAGUGGAGCAGCAGGCUGUCAUGGCCAAACACCUUCGCACCAUUCUGGGCAAGAAACUGCUCACCAAGCCUUUCAGUGACCUGCCGCUCAAUGAGCUGCCUUCCCCUGAAGAGCUCAGGGGGCGCAUCCUUGUGAAGGGGAAGAGACACACUCCUCACCUUGGUCAGCUGGGAAAGAACGGGAGCUUCGCUAGCUUCUCCUCGAGCUGUGAGGACGAUCAAGGAAGCAUAAACAAGAACACACCCAAGAGUGACUCUGCAAAGGUCUGUUCCAAGCUUAGCUCCGAGCUGUCGGAGCUGGUGGUCUACUGCAAGAGCGUCUCCUUCCGUGGGUUUGAAACUGCAUCUAAGCUACAAGCAGAUGAAAUGUCGUCUUUUUCUGAAAACGAGGCGCUCAAGCUCAUCAAAGACUCCGGGAAGCUUUUUGUACGACACAACGUCAGGCAGCUGAGCCGGAUCUACCCCUCGGGCCAGCGCCUCCAAUCAUCCAACUUUGAUCCUCAGGAAAUGUGGAACUGCGGCUGCCACAUGGUGGCUCUAAACUUCCAGACGCCCGGGGAGCAGAUGGACCUCAACCAGGGACGCUUCCUCCCCAACGGUCGCUGUGGAUAUAUUCUGAAGCCCAGCUUUAUGUGCAGCCCGACAUCCAACUUUAACCCCGAGAACACGGGCGGAGGCCCCGGCCACACCCCCACCCAGCUGACCAUAAAAAUCAUAUCUGCUCAACAACUACCCAAAAUAAACACAGAGAAAGCCACGUCCAUUGUGGACCCACAGGUGGUGGUAGAAAUCCAUGGAGUGGCCAUAGAUAGAGCGAAGAAUAAAACGCCCCGCAUUGACAACAACGGUUUCAACCCAAGAUGGGACUGCACUCUGAGCUUCCAGCUGCAGGUCCCUGAGCUGGCUCUAGUGCGAUUUGUUGUGGAAGAUCAUGACCAUGCAGCCAAAAAUGACUUUGUGGGGCAGUUCACGUUGCCCUUCACGAGCCUCCGUACAGGAUAUCGACAUGUUCACCUACUGAAGGCAGACGGCUCCAGCUUGUCCCCAGCCUCACUCUUCAUCCAUGUAAAAGUGAGCAACCUAGGAGUUCCUGUCAAGAGUGUGGCGGAGCGUAUGGCCAUGGCGAAAGGAAAAAAGUGAAAUGUGCCUGAACCAGAUGAAAAGAUACAUUUUUAGAUAUGAAAAGCGCUUCAGAGGAAGAAGCAUUUUAAUCCAAGGGGACUGCUGCUGUUACUGCCAAGCCCCUCUUGUCAACAAGACCUCAAGUGGCCCAUUUCUGCUCUUCUGCUGCAAAAUACCGGAAAGAAAAGCUGAAGAGGCAAGACGGCUCUCAGAUGCACUGUGAAAACAAGAAGAGUGAGGCUCAUAAAACACCCUUAACAGGCCUUAAUGUUUUAAUGCCAACUCUUAGAGAUGUCUGCAUAGAUGAGAUUUGUUUUUACUGACUUUUGUAAUGUAGGUUUGAGAAAAAGUUUUAGCAUUUUUUUAAUGUUCUAUUUUCAAAGGAUGAGAUGAGAUUAACAAAAACAGAGCACUUUAUCAUUGGAUGCUAUUUUGCUACAAAAAAGAAGGUAGCCAUACAACUAUGCAUUAUGUUUUUUUAACUGAAACACUGCUAAUUAAGAUGUACUAACCUUUGAAGUAAUUGUAUUUUUUCACGAUGUCUUAGAGUUUGUGCUAUCAAUCUUACUUAAAAAAAUUAUUUUAGUAUGUAGAUAAUAUUUAUUUGAACUUAAUUUGUAGCUAUGGUGUAUUAGCCUGAGUGUCAUUUCAAGCUUAUUGAAAAAAGUGUUAACUAAACCAGUGUUGAAUGUGCAUGUAGAGUUAAUAUAUUCACUUAAGUGAUAAACUUGUUAAUGAAUUGAUUUUUGCCUGUUUUUAUUCUUAUUUGAAGCUAGCAACAACAAAUAUUUGCACCUUGUAACAACAAGGUUUUUUGUAUAUUUUAACAUGUAUGAUGAGUGAAGGCAUAUUGCAGUGUUUUAGGGAUUUAUUCUUUAUAAAGCAUUGAUAACAU
Molecule: messenger RNA, 3402 nt
Organism: Poecilia reticulata (guppy)
Lineage: Eukaryota; Metazoa; Chordata; Actinopteri; Cyprinodontiformes; Poeciliidae
Source: RefSeq, a predicted model, not a curated record